AUCCCAACUCAAUGCAUCAAGCCAAACACUUUGAGAAGACCGACCCUCACUCCAGUUAUUACAAUGAUUACACUUCAAAUGCAAGGAAAGAUGGGAGGUGUACCAUGGAAGGUUGAUGUUGACCCAAUCUUCGCUGAUGGUAUGACUGUUGGUAUUGAUGUCAUCUCAGCGGGCAAGGAUAGAGAGAUUGUUGGCAUUGUGAGCAGUGUUGACAAAGAGUUUACUGUUUACAAGAAGAACUCAGUUGUUGAAAAGAAGGGACUCCAUCUCAGCGGCAUUCACAUUGAUGAGUUCAUGAGAGACGCGUUUGAGGAGUACAAGAAAAUGAAUGGCGCAUAUCCAAAGAAGCUUGUGGUGUACAGAGGUACAGUCAACAGCGGAGAUCUCAAGAACUUAAAGAACGGAGAGAUUGCUGUUAUAAAGAAGACAGUCGAGGCUGUUGCCCCAACCACCGAAUUUGUAUACAUCACUGUGAACAACAAACACGACAUGAAGUUCUUUGCUAAGGACCAAAACGACUUUAUGGGUCCACUCCCAGGUACUGUUAUUUCCGAAGGAGUCAUCAAGAAUGACUUGUUCCAGUUCUAUUUGGUUUCACAUGUUCCAAAGAAGGGUAUGGUCAAGCCAUCGCUCUACUUUGUUCUUGAGAAUUCGUUUGCAAACAUCAACCAAUCAGCGUUGUUCAACUUCACAUACCAACUUGCUCAUUUGUACUUCAAUGGUACCAACUCAGUCUGCUUCCCAACUUCAUUGUAUCAGGCGAACAAGUUCUGCAAAAUGUUGAACGAGUGUGGUUAUGUCGAAGGGACUAGAAAGAAACAGCAACAAGGAGGAUCGGGAAGAGGCAGAGGAUACCAGGGAACAUCACUCAGAGGAAGAGGGUCUGAUAGACGCGACUUCCGUGAAGACAACAGAAGAGUCGACUACCGAGAUGACAGAAGAGGAGCUGAUAGACGUGAUGACAGACGCGACGAUUAUAGAAGAGAUGAUCGACAUGAUGAUUACAGAAGAGAUGCGGACAUUUACAGGGAUCGACGUGAUGAUUACCGUGACGACAGAGACAGUAGGAGGGAUGAAAGAAGAGAUGACCGAGGAUAUCGUAGAGACGACAAGGACGAUUACAGAAGAGACGAUAGAGACUAUCGCAGAGAUGACCGCCAAAGCGAGAGACGUGACGACUACAGAAGAGACAGCCGAUACGAUGACAGAAGAGAUAGUCGUGACUCUGGACGCAGAGAUGAUUAUAGAAGAGACACCAAAUACGAUGACCGCCGCGAUGACCGAGAUAGCCACAGAGACAACGACUACAGAAGGGAUGACAAGAGAGAUGAUAGAGAUAGACGUUACUAA
Molecule: messenger RNA, 1350 nt
Organism: Entamoeba invadens IP1
Lineage: Eukaryota; Evosea; Mastigamoebida; Endamoebidae
Exons: 1
Biological process (GO): regulatory ncRNA-mediated gene silencing
Cellular component (GO): P granule
Molecular function (GO): piRNA binding
Source: RefSeq, a predicted model, not a curated record